UGGAGAAAUGUAAAGGGUGGAGUUUAGUCGGUAUAGUUAAAACUUUGACGCUAAGUUUGUGGUUAAUUUCACCGGGACCGGGUUCCUUGUACUCACCAUCAUGAGCCCGGCACUGAGGUCUUGUUUUGUGCUCGUGAGUUUCAUCACAGCAUAUAUUUGUUAUCUGAUACUGGGAGCGCUGGUUUUCUCAGCUAUCGAGCGGCCCGUUGAGGAGAGCCUGAAAUCAGACCUGAAGUCCCUGAAAGCUGAAUUUCUCAACCUGAGCUGUAUCGACGCCUCGGCUCUUGAGACUUUCUUGGAAAGAGUUUUAAAAGCUAAUAAACACGGCGUGUCUGUCCUUCAAAAUGCAUCGCUUCGUACAAACUGGGAUUUGGCGUCGUCUUUGUUCUUUGCCAACACGAUGGUCACGACAGUGGGAUAUGGCCACACUACACCCCUCUCCGAUGCAGGCAAAGCGUUCUCUAUCGUGUAUGCUUUGAUCGGGGUACCCUUCACCAUGCUAGUGCUCACUGCCUGCGUCCAGCGUCUAAUGCACCCGCUAACCUACAAGCCCAUCUCCAUGUGCCAGCGACAGGGCGGCCUGCACCCACGCACCGCCAGCAUUGUGCACUUUAUAGUGCUGUUGCUUCUGGUGGUGCUUGCCUUCUUUGUGGUACCCGCGCUGGUGUUCUGCAACAUAGAAGAAUCCUGGUCUUUCUUGGAUGCCGUUUAUUUUUGCUUCAUAUCCCUCUGCACCAUAGGACUGGGGGACUUCGUGCCAGGGGAAAAGCCAGGACAGAACCUGCGGGGUCUUUACAAGAUAUCCGUCAUGGUCUACCUGUUUGUGGGCUUGAUGGUCAUGUUCCUGGUCCUUCGUACCUUUCACAAGCUCGCUGACUUGCACGGGUGGACUGCUUUCUUCCAGCUGCCCAGCUGCGAUGAGGAACGUGACGAUACGGAGCCAAUAAUCAAUAAGGAGCACGGUGAAGAAUCAGCCGAGUCUGAAAAGGCCUCGGUUCAGCCACUGGAUCCGAGCUCUCAAGUUUCCUACAACUCUAUAAACAGAUAAAACAGCAGGCCGUUUCUUUACUCAUGUCCUGGAGCUUCAUACGACACGUUGCAUUUUAGCAGCCUGGCACCGCAACACCCACAAGGUCAAGACAAUAUGAGCACGUGCAAUACAAUACACCUCACCGUGGGGCGGAGCGGGUUCUGAUGUUUUGUAUGGACAAGCGUCAGGGCAGACUUUGGUUCAUAAAAGUAGCGAUUGUUCCAACUUCUGUGUUUGGUCUGUCCCAAAACUGGUCUUUAAGACUUUAGGAUGAUUUAUUUAAACUAGUAUAUCUGAUAUGCAAAAAAAGAAAAAAAAAGUUAUGUGUGGAAAUUGUGGCUCCACUAAUACUUGGUGUUUUUAUGUUCAAACAUAUUACAUUUAAUUAUUUAAAUGGUAAUUAAAUAAUAAUUUGUAUUUCAUUUAACAGCAAGUGUCAUGACUCCUCUGUACUGUAGUAACAGGAAGAGGAUGAUGCUGCUGCUGUGAAUGAGGAGAACAUCACAUGCACUUUAUGAUCUGCUUUUUACAAAUGUUUACUCAAUCAUUGCAUAACUAACGUUAUAUGCUGGACACAGUGGUUGUUUUGUUUUGUUUUGUCUUGUAUGUAUGUAGUGUAUUCAUUGUAACAUUGAAGGUAUAGGGAACAAAAGGUGACCGAUAUUCACUGUCAGGAUUAUAAAGGGGGUUUUAAGACAUUGCAUGCACAGGAAAAUAAAAUAUUUUUGUUA
Messenger RNA from Misgurnus anguillicaudatus (oriental weatherfish), 1761 nucleotides. RefSeq names its product potassium channel, subfamily K, member 6 (gene kcnk6). The record is from RefSeq and is a predicted model, not a curated record. Gene Ontology annotation, biological process: stabilization of membrane potential; potassium ion transmembrane transport. Gene Ontology annotation, molecular function: outward rectifier potassium channel activity; potassium ion leak channel activity. Gene Ontology annotation, cellular component: plasma membrane. NCBI's taxonomy places the organism in Eukaryota, Metazoa, Chordata, Actinopteri, Cypriniformes, Cobitidae.